GCAAAUGCCCUAAUCACGGUCGUGGGGAGAAGAAGCAAGGAUUCUUCUCGGUGCUAAGGGAGGAGGUUGCAAGGGGGCUUUCUCCAUCACGGUCGAGGUUGCGAAUGCGACGACAGGAUUAUGGCGAGGGUCAGCGCGGUUGAGUGGUUGAGGGGCGGAAGCGGCAGAUGCUGCUGUUCCUUCAAGCGGAUCACCUUUGUGAUUUGCUGUGUUAAUCUGGUUGCCGCGCUCCUCGUGAUUCAUUCGUUCUACACUUCCUUCUUCUUCUGCCCUUCGUCUGGGCUCAACCGAAAUUAUCUCGCCGAUCAGACAAAGAAAAUGGAAGAAUCGAUCCGGAUACGAAGAGAAAUGGGGCCUUUGGCUCUCGUUAAUGCGGCGAGGAUGCUCAGAAUGAAGUUAUCCAAAGAAGAGAAAAAGGGGUGUAUUCAGUUGUCACAACUGGUGAUGCAUAAGUUGGCCAGCGAGAUUCUGCAGAUGCUGCAAGGUGUCGACAAUACUAACGUGACGGAACAAUAGGGUUGGU
This is a messenger RNA of Zingiber officinale, 523 nucleotides long. RefSeq lists its product as uncharacterized. NCBI's taxonomy places the organism in Eukaryota, Viridiplantae, Streptophyta, Magnoliopsida, Zingiberales, Zingiberaceae. The record is from RefSeq and is a predicted model, not a curated record. The transcript has 3 exons. The coding region runs from base 121 to 516 and encodes 131 amino acids.